Molecule: messenger RNA, 7380 nt
Organism: Aplysia californica (California sea hare)
Lineage: Eukaryota; Metazoa; Mollusca; Gastropoda; Aplysiida; Aplysiidae
Product: methionine synthase
Biological process (GO): pteridine-containing compound metabolic process
Molecular function (GO): zinc ion binding; cobalamin binding; methionine synthase activity
Source: RefSeq, a predicted model, not a curated record
AAGAACUGACCCGAUAUUUCGUCUAGCUGAGAAGCCUUUCACCAGGAGUGAACAAACAGCAGAACUGACAUCGGACGUGGAAUUACUGUGGUUAGACAUAAAAGCACCAAAAUGCCGCCGACAGUUUCCGAUAACUCCGGAAAUGCCUCCAAAUCAGGACUUUUUGAGGAGAUUGAAGCAACUCUGAAGAAAAGAAUUAUGAUUUUUGAUGGUGGAAUGGGCACUAUGAUCCAGAAUGAAAGACUUGAAGAAGAGGAUUUCCGUGGGGAUAUUUUCAAAGACCAUACUUUGAACUUGAAAGGAAAUAAUGAUAUUCUCAGUUUGACUCUACCAGAAACUAUUUACAAACUUCACAAAGCUUACCUUCUUGCAGGGGCAGACUUUGUAGAAACAAACACUUUCAGCGGCACAUCAAUUGCUCAAGCUGAUUAUGGGCUGGAGAAAUAUGUCUACAGAUUAAAUGUUGAGUCUGCUCAAGUGGCGAGACGAGCCUGCGAAGAUGUCACCAAAGAAACAGGUGUCAAACGGUAUGUUGCUGGUGCUAUGGGCCCUACCAACCGGACUUUGUCCAUCUCUCCAUCUGUGGAGCAACCUGAACUUAGGAAUGUCACUUUUGAUGAGCUUGUUGAUGCUUACACUGAACAAGCAAAAGGACUUCUUGAUGGGGGUGCUGAUGUAUUGCUGGUGGAAACGAUAUUUGACACAGCAAAUGCCAAGGCUGCUUUGUAUGCCAUUGAGAACGUCUUCCUCUCUGGUUAUGAAAAAGUUCCCAUCUUUAUAUCUGGCACAAUUGUCGACAAGAGUGGUCGCACACUGUCCGGCCAGACAACAGAGGCAUUUCUUGUCAGUGUCAAUCAUGGUCUUCCUAUGUGCAUGGGGCUCAAUUGUGCCCUGGGAGCUCAAGAGAUGAGACCGUUUGUUGAGGCAGUCAGCAAGAACACCAUGUCAUACGUUCUGUGCUAUCCCAAUGCUGGUUUACCAAACACAUUCGGAGAAUAUGACGAAACCCCUGAAAUUACUGCAUCACAAGUGAAGGAGUUUAUGAAGGAUGGACUCAUCAAUAUCAUUGGUGGUUGUUGUGGCACAACUCCUGAACAUAUAAGGGCAAUAGCAGAUACAUCCAAAGCCUUCAAACCGAGGGUGCCACCAACAGAUCUGCAUUCUGGACAUUUGUGUCUGUCAGGUCUAGAGCCUUCUUACAUUACACCCUUGACGAACUUCGUGAACAUUGGAGAAAGAUGCAAUGUUGCUGGUUCAAAAAGAUUCUGCAGACUCAUUAAGACAAGAAAGUUUGAGGAAGCUCUGAAUGUGGCCAAGGUGCAGGUGGAGAACGGUGCCCAGGUCAUCGACAUCAACAUGGACGAAGGCAUGUUGGACGGGGUGUCUGCCAUGACCACCUUUGUCAACCUUAUAGCUUCUGAGCCAGAGAUUGCCAAGGUGCCUUUGUGUAUUGACUCCUCCAACUUCGACGUGGUGAUGGCAGGCCUGAAGUGUGCCCAGGGCAAGUGCAUUGUCAACAGUAUCAGCUUGAAAGAGGGAGAGACAGAGUUCCUGCGCAAGGCGAAGAUUGUUCAGCAGUAUGGAGCAGCAGUUGUAGUUAUGGCCUUCGACGAGGAAGGGCAGGCCACGGGCCGUGAGCACAAAGUAGCCAUUUGCACACGUUCCUAUAAUUUGCUAACUCAGAAGCUGAACUUUAACCCUAAUGACAUCAUAUUUGACCCCAACAUUCUUACCAUCGCCACUGGUAUAGAGGAGCACAACACUUAUGGGAUCAGCUUUAUUGAAGCCACUGCUGACAUCAAGAGAACCUUGCCAGGCGCCAGAGUCAGUGGGGGCGUGUCCAAUUUCUCCUUCUCAUUCCGUGGCAUGGAAGCUGUGCGAGAGGCCAUGCACAGUGUUUUUCUGUACCAUGCCAUCAAGGCUGGUAUGGACAUGGGUAUCGUCAACGCAGGAGCCCUCCCUGUGUAUGAUGACAUUGACAAGGAGCUGCUUCAGCUGUGUGAGAACUUGUUGUGGAACAAAGAUCCCGACGGCACUGAGAAGUUGUUGGCGUACGCACAGAGUAUGACUCAGGGUACCAAAACCAAAGCUGCGGAGGACGAAUGGAGACAGCAAGGUGUGGAGAGUCGUAUCUCUCACUCCAUUAUUAAGGGCAUUGACAAAUAUGUCAUUGAAGACACAGAGGAAGCAAGGCAGAAAAGCGAUCUUUACCCAAGACCUUUGAAUGUUAUUGAAGGCCCCCUCAUGGCGGAACCCAGCUACCAAGGCACAGUUGUACUGGCCACCGUCAAGGGAGACGUUCACGACAUUGGCAAAAACAUUGUGGGUGUGGUGUUGGGAUGUAACAACUUUAAGGUUAUUGAUCUUGGUGUGAUGACUUCUUGCGAAAAGAUCAUUGAGUCAGCCAUCAAGGAGAAAGCAGAUUUCAUUGGUAUGUCUGGUUUGAUCACUCCUUCCUUGGAUGAGAUGAUCUACAAUGUCAAAGAAAUGAACCGUAUUGGCAUGAAACUUCCCGUCUUGAUUGGAGGAGCCACAACAUCAAAGCAGCACACAGCUGUGAAGAUUGCCCCUCGGCAUUCUGCUCCAGUGGUUCAUGUCUUGGAUGCUUCAAAAUCAGUCGUAGUGCUUUCAGCCCUCUUGGAUGAAAAUACAAAAGAUGAGUUCCUAGAUGAGACUGCGGAGGAAUAUGAAGAAAUCAGAGAGGAGCACUAUGACUCCCUCAAGGACAGGAAAUACCUGCCUUUGGAGAAGGCCAGAGAAAAGAAGUUGGUCAUUGACUGGACCUCUACUCCAGCACCAGUGAAACCAACAUUCAUUGGUGUGAAAAAAUUUGAAGACUUUGAUCUGAAUAUCCUGAUACCCUACAUUGACUGGAAGCCAUUUUUCAAUGUCUGGCAGCUGAGAGGGAAGUAUCCAAACCGUGGAUACCCCAAGAUCUUCAAUGACAAGGAAGUUGGAUCGGAGGCAAAAAAAGUGUUCGAUGAUGCCCAGAAGAUGAUUGAGAAGACCAUCAAAGAAAAGAAAUUACGAGCAUCUGGCACAAUAGCUUUCUACCCGGCCAACAGUGUGGAAGACGACAUUGAAGUCUACAAUGAGAAUGGAGAAACGAUUGCAACAUUGUUUGGCCUUAGACAGCAGGCUCUGAAAGACGCAGCUGACAACUCUGCUUACUUGUGUCAGUCGGACUUCCUCGCCUCCAAGGAAAGUGGCGUCACAGACUACAUAGGAAUCUUUGCCUGCACCGCUGGUCUGGGCACAGAGGCAUUUUGCAAAGAGUACGAGGACCAGUUUGAUGACUACAACAGCAUAAUGGUCAAGGCCAUCGCUGACCGCUUGGCUGAGGCCUUUGCGGAAUACCUGCACGAGAGGGUGAGACGAGAGUACUGGGGCUACUCCAAUGAAGAGAAACUUGAUGCAGAGGACUUGCAUAAAAUCAAAUACCAGGGAAUUCGACCUGCAGCAGGUUACCCUAGCCAGCCGGACCACACAGAAAAGCGCGCAAUGUGGGAACUUAUGCACCCUGAGGAGGUGGGCAUCACACUGACAGACUCCCUGGCCAUGAGCCCAGCGUCAUCUGUCUCAGGCAUUUAUCUGGCCAACCCUCAGUGUACAUACUUUGCCACUGACAAACUUGGGAAAGAUCAGGUGACUGACUAUUCAAAGAGGAAGAAUAUGGAUCUGAAGACUAUGGAGAAAUGGUUGAAUUCCACCCUUGCCUAUGAGACUGACUAAUUGUUUUGAUACUUGUUUAAAAUUAGUAUUUUUCUGUCUGAAAGUGAUACCAACAUACCUCAGGAAUUUUUAAAUAAUGUUGUGAGAUGCAUUAUUUCAUAUUUUUAUGUGUUUCACAUAUAUCACGGGGAUUUUUUUCAUUGGUAAAAAAAAUUUUCUCCGAAAAUGUGAUCUAAAUAACAUGGCUAAAAAGUAAUAUAUUUUUCACUUCAGCACCAAAGUUCAAAAAGAUUCCAUAUGUAUAAACUGUGCCAUAGUCAGUUGACCAAGUACACCAACACUCUCAGUCCAUAUUGGGAGUCCAGAAAAGUCAAGAGUCAAGUUUGAUCUUCAUGUGUAUGCCCUUGGCUCACUGUAUAUUUUCUUGUUGACGAGUACUUGACUUCUUUUGAUGAGAAAAUCUGGAAAUGAGUUUUAUGAAUAUUUCCCCCUUGUUGUCUGUAAUUUAUGAAGAUGUCAGAGGUUUCAAGUGCCACUCUGCUUCUGAGGUUUUUUCAUACUAUCUGGACCAACUGCCUGUCGGAGGGAUACAGAAAGAGUUUAUCGAAGUUCUUGGUUGCAUGUAGACGCAUUUCACAGUGUACAGUAUAACAUGGAUAGCUCGAAUUCGUCGGGACCGGGCUCGGUAGUUUGAAGGAUUCAUAGUUAGUUUGAGCGAUAUCUUACAAAGAUAGAGAAGCAGAAAAAAAUGGAAUUCAGGCACAGUUCGACGAAGGUGGGAUUUUGAGUCUUCUGUGUUUGAUCUAUAUCCGUGUUAAAUUGUUGUUUUUUUUUAGCUUUUUGUGAAUGGUGAAAACAGCAGUGCUGUAUUAUGAAGAGAGUCAAGGAGUGAAAGGAAACUUUUUCUAUGGAAGUGAAACUUUUAAACAUGAUGAACAGUUACAGUUAUUGCUGGGCAUUUGUUUUUUACCUGUGAGUGUUAAUAAAGACUUCUUGUUUGGAGGGAGCCUUAAGUGUGAGAAAGAGUUGUCACAUUGUAUUGAAUUGGAAGGGGGGGGGGAGGUUGGGGUCAUGUUAAAGACAUGUUUUGAUUUGUUGAUUUUUAAUGCUGGAACAGAAGUUUACUUACUUCUGUGCUUUGUACUUAUUUGCCAUGUUAAUUUUACUACCAUUUUGUUUUUAUUAAAGCUCCAGGCUUGUCAAAGUGGGGGUGGGAAAAGGGAAGGCUUUUUUUUUUUUCAGUAUGCCUCUAUAAUAAAUAUCCAAAUAGAUCAGAGUUUGGGCCUGAACACUUCUGUACAAUGUUAAAAAUUGUCUUUAAAGGACAUUACAUUAAAAUCUUGAAAUGUGCAAUCAACAGAACUGUAUGGCUUUUCUCUCUUUCAUUCUGUUUGGUUGACAAGGAGAGUAAUGUAUGAUUUGCCAGGGAAAGGAAUCAGUGACUGCAUCCAUUCGCCACAAACUUAUGAGGUGUAUUUGGGAAUUAAAUUGUAUAACACCUCAUGAGCUUCCCUCAACAGUCAUUUUUAUAUUUCGAUGUGGAGAGAAAUGGCUGCUCCUACACCAUUACAGCCUUUUUUUAAUAAACCCACUUAAUUAUGGAAUCUCUCAUACUUCGACCCUGAGUAAAGGAAAGCCUCGGUUCCCUUUUUUUUCUUCAAAUAAUAAUUCCCUAAUACAUGUAUUAUUAAAAUAGACUGUUUUUCUGAAGGUAGUUGCAGAAGACAUAGCAUGAAUAUUGUUUCAUAAAGUUUCUAUCACAUGCAUCUGAAUUUUUUUAACUUUUUAUUUUUAAAUAUUCAGAAAAAGCAUACAGGAAGAAAGUCUAGAUCUAGUAUAGUUGUCGUUUUUUUCAUAAGCAGACCUUCUUGUUAAUUUCAUAUGAUAUGAAACUGGACAAUUAAGAAGUAUUAUUUGUUUUUAAAUAUUUUGUAGCACAUCGUCUUUAUUUCUACAUAUUUUCGCGUGAAAUUUUUUUGUACACAAUGACUGUUAUACAGUUAUUAUUACUAUGUCCCUCUUAGUGCAAACAUUUGCAUUUGAUCCGUUUACAUCUUGUGCAUGUAUUUUGUCAGUGCGUCACCAAUUUGGCUUGUAGUAUAUUCGUCCGAUGAGUAAAUAAUGAUAUUUUCAACCAUCGCGUGAAGUCAUGUUCAUCGACUUCCUUUACAUUGUUUGCAGGUAAACAUAAUGUAUGCUGGCAAUGUAGCCUCUGCAAAUUCUAACAGGAAAGGUUUCCAGUGCUUCCUGCUGGAGAACUGUCAAGAGGAAAAAUGCUUUGUUCAAAGGAGUUCUCCUUUAACAGGUGUGUGUGUGCUUAUGCAUACAUUACCAUGCGGAUGUCAUAAACUUUUUGUGUGUGAACAUAACGUAUGUUCAGUAAGGCUUUCAUUCAUGUAUAUUCAAUGUGAGGUCUACUUUUUUUUUUUUUUUUGUGAAGAUGCAAGCAGGCUCAUAUUUUCAUUUGAAUUUAUUUUUUUUUGUGCGUUGUCACUUUGUUCAUUCCGAAGUGCCCACGGUAGCUAACAUGAUUUGGAAAAACAUUUGGAAUCUCUGUGUUUGUGAACCUUGAUUUUUAACUUCUUUAUCAUAAUGAAUAAGCUUUUAUUAGUGUUUGUUUGGUUUUGCUGCUGGGAAAAUUGUGGCUGUGCAUGAGAAUUAAAAUAUUCAGUUCUUGGCAUUGUAAAUGAUCAGCACUCUGCAUUGCUUGAGGAAAAAUAAUUUAUAACUUGUUUUUGAGGUGUCAGUAUGUAUAUAAAUAUGUCAAAAGCCAUGUGUAUGCACCAGUAAAAAAGGUGGUAGCGGUAGUUUCAAAAGGGGGAUGGGUAGUGUAUGGGAGGAGAAAAGCUUGAUUUUGAAGUAGAACUUGGGGGGGGGGGGGGGUGUCUGCACCAAAUUAUGUAUUAUUUACUGUUUCUGGUUUGUGGAAGUUUUUAUGCAGUCUGACCUGAUUCACUGAGUAAUUUAGGUUGAAAAUAUUCCCCCCUCUCUCCAACUGUAAAAUCAACCCCCCUCCACACCCCACGCCCCGAAAAACGACCACUACCAUUUCAAAAUCAAGCCUCCCUGUGUUUAUCUGACUAAAUGUGCAUUACUUUUUGCAACUGGUUUCAAACAUGUCUCUUACAGUGAAAACUAUGCUGUUUUGCUGUUCCACCAUCAAUUUUUCCUUUCUUCAAUUUUUUUAUUUGAUUGUCUUAAAUUUAUGUAGGCCUAUAAGGUCGCUCUUUGACUGCCAGUCUCUCUCUCUCUCUCUCUACAUGAUGUAUAUAUAUCUCUCUUCUUUUAAAAAAAAUAAUCUACAGCACAAGUGUUAGUAUGCAAUCAUGUAUUUAUUUUGCUUGAAUGAGGCUACUUCUCACAUUCGUCAUCUUGAAUCUUUGUUGUUUGGUCAAACCACAAACGUUAGCAUCGACCUUGAGCUUAACACAUGAUCAGGUACUAGGGCCCACUGCUUGGAUCUGGAUGACAGACUUAAGCUGAUCAAAAACGUAAUAACAGAGUCUUUUCAUUUAGACAAUUUGCCAUGACAUUAAACACUUUCUACCUACGCUUCCGACUGAACGACACAUCUAGGAAUUAUUACUUUACGUGCACACAUGUAUGACUGUAUUUUUUCCAUCAAAGUUGAGGACUUUUGAUAAAUACACAAAUUUGUUAUAAACGUUAAUGCUUCAUGUGAAUAAAGAUUGUGAUUAGCAAAUUGAA